AUGUUUGAAUCUGACGAUUUUGACCAGGUUUUGUCUCAGCUAGAUUUACCAGAAGUUUGUUCUAAAAUAUCUUCGAGCACAGAUAGUAUUAAAGAAAAUGUAUUAUGUAAAACACAAAAAAGCCCAACAAAAGUUUGCAAAGCUAUUUUACCUCGUGAUAAAUAUGGAGAGGCUAAUAAUCAUAAUAUAGAUACAUAUGUUGAAGAUUCCAAUUUUGCAAAAACCUGUAACAUAUCACCCAAACACACUAAAAGAAAAAUUAUUAACUCGCAUUUUGAUUCUCAAUGUAAAAGGAAGUUCCCAGGCCCUGCUGGUCUUUUAACUGGAAGUUUUGAGGAAUACAAGGAUGAGGAUGUUGGUCAUAUAGAGUUACUGUCCCAGGAUAUAGACUUCUCACAAAAUCCAUUACAAAAAGGUUUGUUUGAAUCAGCGCUCUGGAAAAGACUGACAGAAGAUAUAAAUAACUGGAAUUUAAAAUCUAUAGAAACAAUAAAAACUGUCAAACAACUUGCUCUCAACGGUAAUUUGAAAUUUAGAAAAGCCCAAAUUAUUACUGCUUUAGUUGAAAGUGUUGACAGAUCUGCUAUGGACCCACUUGUGACAUUAAGAGAUUUAACUGGGUAUAUUAAAUGUACACUGCACAGGGACGCAUGGUCCAGUUUUUCUUCAUACAUCGUUCCUGAGUACUCUACUCUUAUACUAUGGAAGCCGACUGUAUUAACAACAGGCAGUGCUUUUAAAAAACAUUAUUUAAAUAUCACUAUAAGCAACAUUUUGGCUAUACAUAGUUCUAUAAUAGUUCAAGAUGAGGAGAAGUCACUGCCUGAUGGGUAUGAAAAAGUUACCUCUGAAGACAUCACAAUUAUCAAAAAGAAAAGGCAUAGCUCAGAGAUUAACAUAUCAGAUGGCCAUGAAGGUCAUGUCAUUGGCAGUAGUGAUCUCUUAGAUGACUUAGAUAAUAUAUUUUCAGAUGAAAUAUUUUAA
Messenger RNA from Parnassius apollo (apollo), 984 nucleotides. Lineage: Eukaryota; Metazoa; Arthropoda; Insecta; Lepidoptera; Papilionidae. The record is from the annotation of a GenBank genome assembly.